Molecule: messenger RNA, 846 nt
Organism: Pistacia vera
Lineage: Eukaryota; Viridiplantae; Streptophyta; Magnoliopsida; Sapindales; Anacardiaceae
Product: germin-like protein 9-3
Exons: 1
Coding region: 23-637 (204 amino acids)
Cellular component (GO): cell wall
Molecular function (GO): manganese ion binding
Source: RefSeq, a predicted model, not a curated record
UUUAGACAUCAAAUACUUUACCAUGGCUUCUCAAAAACUCUUCUCCCUUUUGUUUUCUUUGGCCAUUAUCCAAAUGGCAUUCGCUAGUGAUCCAGACAUCACCUCAGACUUUAUUGUUCCAUCAAACGUAACCCAAGUUGAUGGAAACUUUUUCACAUUCACCGGCAUGCGCGCUCUUGUCGGUGCACCACCACCAGAAACUUUUAAGGUCACCAAAGCGAGCAUGGCCGAAUUCCCAGCUCUCAAUGGACAAAGUGUUUCAUAUGCUGUCCUUCAAUUCCCUGCCGGCACCACUAACCCUCCUCACACCCACCCUCGCUCUGCUGAACUCCUUUUCCUCGUCAAGGGUUCUCUUAAUGUUGGUUUCGUUGACACAACCAACAAGCUUUUCGUUCAGACGCUACAAACGGGCGAUCUGUUCGUAUUCCCUAAGGGACUUGUUCACUUCCAGUACAAUCCUGAUGAAAAGGCAACUGCUACAGCAAUUUCUGCCUUUGGGAGUGCAAAUGCAGGAACUGUAUCUCUUCCCAACACUCUAUUCACCACAGGCAUUGAUGAUACGAUCUUGGCGAAGGCUUUCAAGACUGAUGUUGCUACCAUUCAAGCUCUCAAGGCCGGUCUUGCACCCAAGCCAUGAAGAAAAAUUUAGUACCUGCGGUAACUUGUUUGAGUGAUGUAUUAGUUUCAUUUAAUAAUAUUUGUCUUUUGGAUUGUGAACUGAAUAACCCUUCAGAGAGGAAAUAAUUUCUUCCUUAUCUGAAGACCACUCUAUUUCCUAGCAAUGCAAUGUUGUUUCUCAUCAUCUUCGGUUAAGUAUAUGCAAUCAUGCACUUCUGUUGACGCGGU